Messenger RNA from Drepanopeziza brunnea f. sp. 'multigermtubi' MB_m1, 1914 nucleotides. The record is from RefSeq and is a predicted model, not a curated record. Lineage: Eukaryota; Fungi; Ascomycota; Leotiomycetes; Helotiales; Drepanopezizaceae.
AUGUACAGCAAUCUUCGACUGCGCUUCCGCACAACCAUUCAAGACAUCACCAAUAUCCUGAUUGGCAUGGCUCUGGAUCCCCGACUGAUGCCUGGCGUGGCCGCGGAAAUGCGCUCAGUGCGAUCCACGGCUUCGACACCGAGUUUACGAUCGCGGGGGAGUGAUAUGACGAUAGGGAGAGAUGCGCCGGGAGGAAAUGUCAGAGUGGUGGUUCGAGUGCGGGCAUUUCUUCCGAGAGGUAUAGAUGGAAUCGCUCCCGGAUGGAGAGUGGAAGACGAUGCUAAUGAUUGCGUAGAGAUUGAGAGAGGUGCGGAGUGCUUGAUUGAGAUGAAUCCCAAAACCCAGGCAACAAAGCUUCUCGUACCGAAUGACACCGACCCAGCCAACUCCCGUUCCAAGACGCGGAAGGUCUUCGAGGAGAAGUCUUUCACGUUCGACAAUUCUUUCUGGAGUCACAAUACGAAGGACGAGCAUUAUGCCCACCAGGAGGAUGUCUACAAUAGUCUGGGAGAGGAGUUCUUGGACCACAACUUCGAGGGCUACCACACUUGCAUCUUCGCAUACGGCCAAACGGGUUCUGGGAAGAGUUACACUAUGAUGGGCACGCCUGAUCAACCUGGACUGAUCCCAAGAACCUGCGAGGACCUGUUCCAACGAAUCGAAGCCGCGCAUGAAGAAACCCCGAAUAUCUCCUACACUGUCCGAGUUUCCUACUUCGAGGUCUACAACGAGCAUGUUCGCGACCUGCUGGUCACCCAGCAACCCGGCCAGCCCCCUUAUUAUCUCAAGAUUCGAGAGUCACCCACUGAAGGGCCGUAUAUCAAGGAUUUGACCGACGCACCGGUCCGCAACAUCGCGGAGAUCUUGAAGCACAUGAAGAACGGAGAUGCUCAGCGCACGACGGCCAGCACGAAGAUGAACGAUACUAGUAGCAGAAGUCACUCGGUCUUUACAAUCAUGCUAAAGCAAAUCCACCAUGACAUGGACACGGACGAGACCACGGAACGAGUGGCUCGAAUCCGGUUGGUCGAUCUGGCUGGCAGUGAGCGCGCAAAGUCAACAGAAGCAACUGGUGCACGACUCCGUGAAGGAAGCAACAUCAACAAAUCUCUAACAACUCUCGGCCGCGUAAUUGCGGCACUGGCAGACCCAAAGCAACAACGCCCCGGAAAGCGAAGCAAGGAUGUCGUACCGUACCGUGACUCGAUCCUCACCUGGCUGCUCAAGGAUUCGUUGGGAGGAAACAGCAAGACGGCAAUGAUCGCCUGCAUCGCCCCCUCGGACUAUGACGAGACCCUGUCCACGCUCCGCUACGCUGACCAGGCGAAGAGGAUCCGCACCAGAGCUAUCGUCAAUCAAGACCAUGUCUCUGGCGCGGAGCGCGACGCCCAGAUUACUGCUAUGGCUGAAGAGAUCCGCCUCCUCCAGAUGAGCGUCUCCGACACUCGUCGUCGUGAGAAGGAGGACAGAGCACAAGAGGAGAGGCUGGAGGAUUACCAGACGCGAGUGUUGGCUAUGCAGCGCUUGAUGGAGGAGAAGGGCAUGGUAGCCGAGGGCAAGAUCCGCAGUCUGACAACCGAGAACGAGGCCCUGAGACUGCAUCUCAAGCUUGCUCUCGACAGUCUGAGAAACCCGAUCGAGGUCCGCAGUACACGGAACAGCAUGCGUGUGCCGAGUAUGGGGGCUGGCGAGGAGAGUGGCGAGAGUAAGGAGAAUGGUAGCGCGAAGGGGCCGGUGCAGGAAGAGUACAGUGACGACGACGAGGGUGUUGAUCUGACGGAGCACGAGGAGAAGGCGACCGAGACGCAGGAAUUCAUGAAGACGCUGCUGAGAGACCUGGAUUUGUUCAAGCGGAAGAUUGGGCACGAUAAGGAGCGGUUCCUGGCACCGCUCAAGGAGGGAGUAUACGUUUGA